Lolium rigidum is the source of this 120-nucleotide messenger RNA. Its product is annotated as small polypeptide DEVIL 4-like. Bases 1 to 120 code for a protein of 39 amino acids. Gene Ontology annotation, biological process: negative regulation of cell population proliferation. NCBI's taxonomy places the organism in Eukaryota, Viridiplantae, Streptophyta, Magnoliopsida, Poales, Poaceae. The transcript is spliced from 2 exons. The record is from RefSeq and is a predicted model, not a curated record.
AUGGGGGUUGGGAGCCAGGUGAAACAGAUGGGGAAACUGAACAAGGUUAUCAAGGAACAGAGGGCCAAGCUCUACAUCAUCCGCCGCUGCGUCGUCAUGCUUCUCUGCCGGAGUGAUUGA